GCGCCUCCUCCGCCGCCCCGCGGCCUCCGCCGGCCUCUGCCCCGGCGCGCCCCGGCCGGCCAUGGCGCUCAACCACUUCCUCUUCGCGCAGUGCGUCUGCUACUUCCUGGCCUUCGUCUUCAGCUUCGUGGUGGUGGUGCCGCUGUCCGAGAACGGCCACGACUUCCGCGGCCGCUGCCUGCUCUUCGCCGAGGGCAUGUGGCUGAGCGCCAACCUGACGGUGCAGGAGCGCGAGCGCUUCACGGUGCAGGAGUGGGGCCCGCCGGCCGCCUGCCGCUUCAGCCUGCUCGCCAGCCUCCUCUCGCUGCUGCUCGCCGCCGCGCACGCCUGGCGCACACUCUUCUUCCUCUGCAAGGGACACGAGGGCUCCUUCCUCUACGCCUUCCUGAACCUCCUGGUCAGUGCGUCUGUGGUCUUCCUCGUCUUCAUCGCCAGCACCAUCGUGAGUGUGGGCUUCAGCAUGUGGUGUGACGCCAUCACGGAGAAGGGCACUGUGCCCCACAGCUGCGAGGAGCUCCAGGACAUCGAUCUGGAGCUGAGCGUGGACAACUCGGCCUUCUAUGACCAGUUCGCCAUCGCGCAGUUCGGCCUCUGGGCCUCGUGGCUGGCCUGGCUGGCCAUCGCCACCCUGGCGUUCCUGAAAGUCUACCACAACUACCGCCAGGAGGACCUGCUGGACAGCCUGGUGCACGAGAAGGAGCUGCUCCUGGCCAGGCCGACACCCCGCGCCUCCUUUCAGGAGGAGAAGAGCGCCGUCAUCUAGGGGUGGGCAGGGGAGCCGGCCCCCGACGCCCCCCACCCCUGCCCGGGGCUCAUGGCCCGACCCAGAGGAUCGGCUGGGGACCCUGCCCAGCCCCACCUACCCCUCGCCUUGCAUGUCUCCCCUCGGCACUGCGUGACGGGAGUGGCUGCACUCACCCAGCCCCCCAUCCCACCGCGAGGGUGGUUGUGGAUGGGGGGGCGGGUGCCAGCCCUCAGACAGGGACACACAGGCCCCAGGGUGUCGUCCGGGCCCCACGCGCGUGCAGCACACCUGUCUCGGGGCACUGGCCUGGCGAGCCUGGGCGGGGCGUGUCCACCCUCUUGGGCGCCUCUGGCCCUCCUGCAGGUCGCGCCUCAGCGGCACGGCGUCUCCACCUGUUUGCCCGGGUGUCAUUCCGUGCCAGCCCUGUGGCAGCGGCUGGUGUCCCCAGAGUGACCCCAACCCAUGCUGACCACCCAUCCCUCCUUCUUGCUCCUGAGCCGUGUGUGGGACCUGGGAGCGGGGGGCCAACGGCAGGAAGGAGCUCCCCGGCCGUGUGUUCCCGCCUCCGGCCCUGCGCUUGGCCCACCCCGCUGCAGGGCUGAGUUCCCUGUGCUCCUGCUCCGCGGCCCCCGGCGGCCAGGCCGGUCUCAGGAGCGAAAGCACAGGGUCAGCGGUGUUGCCCGCCGUCCGGUGGUGGCUCUGUGCACGUCCUGGCAAGCAGCCGUGGUGUCAGAGCGGGAAGCCUGCGCCUGGUGCCCCAGGACUGGCUGGGGGAGCCCCGUGGCCUUGCCAGGGGAGGCCCUGGACCCCCAUGUUCGUCUCACAGUGUGGGGAGGUGGGGACAUGGGCUGGGGGGCGCCCCACCUCCUGGGGAUGGGGGGAUGGGGCAGCAGCCACUGUGGGCGUCUGCAGGUGCCUGUGAGUGCCGGUAUGUUCACGUGCGUGUAAGUCUGCGUGGGGCGGGGUGUGAGCUGGGGCGUGUGUUGGCCGCACACGUGCGUGUGUUGUGUGUGAGCGCAUGCACUAGCCUGGGGGUGUGAGUGUGCGUAUGUGCGAGUGUGUGAGCGCAAGUGGGAUGUGUGCCUGCACAAGUGUGAUUGUGAGUGUGUGUGUGUGUGUGUGUGUGUGUGCACCAGAAGGCGUGUGCAGAGAUCGGGGUGGGUGAGGACCCAGCAGCUCCUCUGUACCUUCUCCCACUGGGACCCCCCGCCCCGUGCCCUGGGCGCCCAGUGGACGGUCUGCCUUCCCAUCCGAUGGCGUCCAAAGCACCGAGGCCCCUAGAGGACACGACUCUGUCCACACAGAGGCAGGAAGAGGAGUUGGGGGCCCUGGGACCCCAGAGCUCAGUGACCUCAUUAAUUGGGGGGCUGCUUGGCUAUGGAUCUCCUCCUCCCAGGGCUCCCCGGCUUCUGCACCUGCACGCAGCCCGCUGAGUCCUGUCCAGGACUGGGGCAACCCUUUCCCAGGGCUGAGCCUCCUGCUGCUCACUGCACUCCCCGUGUCUGUGCCUUGUGCUGCCGGAGGCUGGUUUGGUCUCCCAAAUGGGGGGUUCAGGGCCUCCAGAGGCCGUGGGUCUGGGUCUGUGUGGAGGUGUCUAGUGGGGCGGGCAGCCAGGCUCUGGGAAGGAGGAGCAGCGCCGGGCCAUGGGCUCCUGCAACCUGAGGGCCCACUGCAGGUUCGGGUCUCAGGCCGGCAGGGACGUGCGCCCACACUCACCUGUGUCACCCACACAGCUGGACGGUCGUCACGGACCUGCUCGGGCUGGUGGAACCCGGCACCUCCCGAUGUCCAUGUCUGGGGUCUUAGGGACAGCUGGGCCCUGGGAGCGGGUGGUGGGACCACGCUGUGUGCCCUGCAGGGGACAGGGGUUGGGGGGCCCUGGGGCAGGCAGGACGGGCAGGGCCCAGGCUUCCUGAGACAGGACCCCAGGAUCGCGUCUGUGGCGGUGCCUUGCUUCUCCCAGCUGCUGUCGGACGACUCGUCUUUGUUUUAAUUCUACUUCUGACGAAAUUGAAAGUCAUGGUUCUUCCAGUUCAGUGUAUGUAUUUCUCAAAGUCAGAAUAAACACCAGAGUUCCUGA
Messenger RNA from Mustela lutreola (European mink), 2825 nucleotides. It is a transcript of the gene TMEM179, whose product is annotated as transmembrane protein 179. The record is from RefSeq and is a predicted model, not a curated record. The transcript has 4 exons. Lineage: Eukaryota; Metazoa; Chordata; Mammalia; Carnivora; Mustelidae. Bases 62 to 763 code for a protein of 233 amino acids.